Zalophus californianus (California sea lion) is the source of this 3418-nucleotide messenger RNA. RefSeq names its product cadherin 4 (gene CDH4). The transcript has 16 exons. The coding region runs from base 242 to 2986 and encodes 914 amino acids. Gene Ontology annotation, cellular component: adherens junction; plasma membrane; catenin complex. The record is from RefSeq and is a predicted model, not a curated record. Gene Ontology annotation, molecular function: cadherin binding; calcium ion binding. Gene Ontology annotation, biological process: homophilic cell-cell adhesion; cell morphogenesis; multicellular organism development. NCBI's taxonomy places the organism in Eukaryota, Metazoa, Chordata, Mammalia, Carnivora, Otariidae.
GAGGCCGGCGGACGCACCGGCCGGAGGGAGCGCGCCGCCGGCCGACUUGGCCUGGCUCCCGGAGCCGGGCAGCGAUCGCGGCGGCGCGGCCGGGCUGGAGGCGCGGGGCCCGAUCGAGUGGCGGCAGCAGCGGCGGCGGCGGCCAUCGGAGCUGCGCGAUCCGGGCGGCGGCGGCGGCGGCCGGGAGCGGGCUCCGGGCGCCGGGCUCCGGGCGGGUGCCGGGGCGCGGCGCGUCGGGAAGAUGACCGCGGGUUCCGGCGUGCUCCUCGUGCUGCUGUCGCUCUCUGGCGCGCUCCGGGCCCAUAAUGGGGAUGUUACAGCCAGGGAGACCUGCAAGGCUGGAUUCUCUGAAGAAGACUACACGGCAUUAAUCUCGGAAAAUAUUCUGGAAGGAGAGAGGCUACUCAAAGUCACGUUCAGCAGCUGUUUGGGGACCAAGGGGACGUGGUAUGAGACCAACAGCCUGGACUUCAAAGUGGAGGCGGACGGGACGGUCUUUGCCACGCGGGAGUUGCGGAUCCCCUCCGAGCAGGUGGCGUUCACCGUGACCGCGUGGGACCGCCAGACGGCCGAGCGAUGGGACGCCGUGGUGCGCCUGCUGGUGGCCCAGCCCUCGUUCGCCCACUCCACACACAAGAAAGGGAAGCAGAGUGCUGCUCUGGACGCCUCCCAGCCUCCCAGUGACAUGCUGUUGCCGUGGCCCCAGCACCGGAACGCCAACGGGCUGAGAAGACAGAAACGUGACUGGGUCAUCCCACCGAUCAACGUGCCGGAAAAUUCCCGCGGGCCCUUCCCACAGCAGCUCGUGCGGAUCCGGUCUGACAAAGACAAUGACAUUCCCAUCCGGUACAGCAUCACGGGCGUGGGUGCCGACCAACCCCCCAUGGAGGUCUUCAGCAUCGACUCUAUGUCUGGACGGAUGUAUGUCACUCGGCCCAUGGAUCGGGAGGAACGAGCCUCCUACCACCUCAGAGCGCACGCAGUGGACAUGAACGGCAACAAGGUGGAGAACCCCAUCGACCUGUACAUCUAUGUCAUCGACAUGAAUGACAACCGUCCCGAGUUCAUCAACCAGGUCUACAACGGCUCCGUAGACGAGGGUUCCAAGCCAGGCACCUAUGUGAUGACCGUCACGGCCAAUGACGCGGACGACAGCACCACGGCCAACGGGAUGGUGCGGUACCGGAUCGUGACCCAGACCCCGCAGAGCCCGUCCCAGAACAUGUUCACCAUCAACAGCGAGACGGGGGACAUUGUGACCGUGGCAGCUGGCCUGGACCGAGAGAAAGUUCAGCAGUACACCGUCAUCAUCCAAGCCACAGACAUGGAGGGGAACCUCAACUACGGCCUCUCGAACACAGCCACGGCCAUCAUCACGGUGACGGACGUGAAUGACAACCCGCCGGAGUUCACGGCGAGCACGUACGCUGGGGAGGUCCCCGAAAACCAGGUGGAGGUGGUGGUCGCAAACCUCACUGUCAUGGACCGAGAUCAGCCCCACUCGCCCAACUGGAAUGCCUUCUACCGCAUCAUCAGCGGGGACCCCUCAGGACACUUCAGCAUCCGCACGGACCCCGUCACCAACGAGGGCAUGGUCACCGUGGUGAAGGCAGUAGACUACGAGCUGAACAGAGCGUUCAUGCUGACUGUGAUGGUGUCCAACCAGGCGCCCCUGGCCAGUGGGAUCCAGAUGUCCUUCCAGUCCACGGCAGGAGUGACCAUCUCCGUCAUGGACAUCAACGAGGCGCCCUACUUCCCCUCCAACCACAAGCUGAUCCGCCUGGAGGAAGGUGUACCCACCGGCACCGCACUGACCACGUUUUCGGCAGUGGACCCUGACCGGUUCAUGCAGCAGGCCGUGAGGUACUCCAAGCUGUCGGACCCAGCAAAUUGGCUGCACAUUAACGCCACCAACGGUCAGAUCACCACAGCAGCCGUCCUUGACCGCGAGUCCCUCUACAUCAGAAACAACGUCUAUGAGGCCACCUUCCUGGCAGCUGACAACGGGAUCCCCCCAGCCAGCGGCACCGGGACCCUCCAGAUCUAUCUAAUCGACAUCAAUGACAACGCCCCCGAGCUGCUGCCCAAGGAGGCACAGAUCUGCGAGAAGCCCAGCCUGAACGCCAUCAACAUCACAGCGGCCGAUGCCGACGUUGACCCUAACAUCGGCCCCUAUGUCUUCGAGCUGCCCUUCGUCCCGGCCGCUGUGCGGAGGAACUGGACCAUCACCCGCUUAAACGGUGACUACGCCCAGCUGAGCCUGCGCAUCCUGUACCUGGAGGCUGGCGUGUACGACGUCCCCAUCACCGUCACCGACUCCGGGAACCCCCCGCUGUCCAACACGUCCAUCAUCAAGGUCAAGGUGUGCCCGUGCGACGAGAAUGGGGACUGCACCACCGUCGGCGCGGUGGUCGCGGCCGGUCUGGGCACCAGCGCCAUUGUGGCCAUCCUCAUCUGCAUUGUCAUCCUGCUCACCAUGGUCCUGCUGUUCGUCGUGUGGAUGAAGCGCAGGGAGAAGGAGCGUCACACCAAGCAGCUGCUCAUCGACCCCGAGGACGAUGUGCGUGACAACAUCCUCAAGUACGACGAGGAAGGGGGCGGUGAGGAGGACCAGGACUACGACCUCAGCCAACUGCAGCAGCCUGAGACCAUGGAGCACGUGCUGAGCAAGGCCCCCGGCGUGCGGCGGGUGGACGAACGGCCCGUGGGCGCCGAGCCCCAGUACCCUGUCAGGCCUGUGGUGCCCCACCCGGGAGACAUCGGGGACUUCAUCAACGAGGGACUCCGCGCCGCCGACAACGACCCCACAGCACCCCCCUACGACUCCCUGCUGGUCUUCGACUACGAAGGGAGCGGCUCUACGGCAGGCUCCGUCAGCUCCCUGAACUCGUCCAGCUCCGGGGACCAAGACUACGAUUACCUGAAUGACUGGGGGCCCAGGUUCAAGAAGCUGGCGGAUAUGUACGGAGGGGGUGAGGAGGACUGAGCAGCAUCUCCUCCCCGAAUGCCAGCGGAGCGGGACCGUGGGAGGCGCCGGGCUCCCCGACUCCCUGCAGACGUGUCAUUUAGUGGUGUGUUAGGGGGUCCCUCCCCGCCCCAGCCCCCCCAACAGUAAGCUGUCUGGCAUGAACACUUCUCGCCCCGCGGCGCACCCCCCACCACAGGAGCUGACUAGCACUGAAGGACAGCGAGAGGCACUCUGUCUUAACUUGAAUUUCUUAGAACAGAAGCACUGUUUUUUAAAAAAAAAAAAAAAAAAAAGAAAGUGCCUUUUGGUACAUGUAUCAGAUUCCCUCAAACUCAGGAGUGACGAAAAGCAAGCAGACAGACCACGUACAUCCCCCCAACCCCAGUCCUGAGCACCCCCAGCCCCAGCUAGUCCCAGCUCUGAAGACACCAAUUAAGGAAUUGGGGAGAA